CUUAUUUUACAUGUGUUUGGUGGUAUUAUGACAAGUCAAAUGACAACGGCAAACCAAUAUUUAUUGUCACCUAAUGCGUAAUAGCUAAACUUGCCAUUAUAGUUUAAACACAUUUUCUUCAGUGACAAUUUGUAGUUUAUCGUGAUCUAAGUCUUAAAAUACAAAUAAAAUAACAAACUCAGAUGUAUUAUCCUGCUGGUCAUAAUCGAUCUCUAAUGAUCAUCUUGUUGGUGGCGUACAUCAUACAAGUCGUCGGCGCCACUCCGUUGAAAUUCCCCGCGACUGCGGGCGCACCUCCCCCGGCACAGGACCCGUCCGCGGCGCCGCCGUUCCAGUUGCUGGAGGCCGCCCGGCGCGCGGCCGGGUCGCUGUUGCGGAACACGGCGCGGGUGUCGGACAAGGUGCUGUGGAGCGCCGGCAAGCUGCUGCUGACGGCGGGCGAGUCGAUCAACCGCGUGUGGGACGCCGUCCUGCACUCGUCCGUCCGGCUGCUGAGGGCCGGCGGCGAGGCGUGCGGCUCGAUCGCCGGCCGGCUGGCCCACGUCCCGGUGAUCGGGCCGGGCGCGUCCGGCGUCAGCGAGGUGGUCAGCGUGGCGGUGGACGCGGUGGCCAGCAACGUGGCCCACGACACGGCGGUCCGGGGCCAGGCGUUGGCCAAGCUCAACGCCCGGCUGGACGAGAGCGGCGCGCGGCUGCGACCGGCCGCCGAGACCGCGGCCGGUGGCCGAGGCCCGGCGGUCGCGUUUUUUCCCGGCCCGCAGUAGAGCCGACGACACACACCCGCUAGACUCGAUGCGCAGUGCUCGGCUCGGAAAAAAAAUCAUAUACAAUACCUGUGUAGGAUAAUUAUUAUACCUAGUCGAUGUACAAUGACACGCUAAUUAUUAUUUAUUAUAAUUUUAUUGUCAUCGCCAAAAUCGAAUUCCUCGGCACGUUUACCCGUAUAAUUAUUAUGUAAUAUUUUUAUUUUUCACACGCUUCGACAGAGUUGAAACAAAACGAUUAUACUUCUCUUAACGGAAUUUUAUUUGUUUUUUUUUUUUUUAAUAUUUAGUCUAUAGUUUUAAUUAAAAUGUCCUUUAAUCGACUGAUGAUUAUACACGUUAAGUGAAGAUGUCGACGGAAAAGAUAAUAUUUUGAAAUUAUUAUUUCGAUAAACGAUAAUAUCAGAUAGCCAAAACAGUGCACCACCCAAAGCUUUUCACUCAAAAACAGAGAAAGCGAUUUUCAACUUAAUUACUUCAAAACGUAUACGUUUCGAUUUCAAAUCGUCAUUAUUAUUUUUGGAGUUAUUUUCCAUUCGCUUAUUGGUGGUGAUAACGUUAUUCGCUCACAUUCUUUUCAAUAAUUUAAUCUAAAACCGAAUAACAUUAAAACGUAUAUAAUACGUUGUUAUUGCUUUAAGUUCAAACAUAUUAAAAAAACCAACGAGAAAACACGGACAUUAUUAUUGUCUUGCCAUAUCACAUCUAACCGUUAAACAGUAAACUCGCUUAUAGUAAACCAAGUAUUAAAUAUAGGUAUUCGUACGUAUUAUGAUUUACAUUAAUUACAUUGGUUGAAAUAAUAAUUAAACUUUUACUGUAUCUAUAUUCUAUGUGUAGUACGUAUAAAACAUUUAUUACGCGUUAUAAACAAUAGUUCUUAUCGGAUCCAUUGACACUAACAUUCAUAUUUUCGAAUAACAUCUAAUAUGAUCGUUUUAUUUAUUAUAGCUGUAAGAAUGAAUAUUGCAUACUUUUAUUGGACAUUUUAAGCUUAUCUAGUGAAAUAACAAAAAUAAUUUAAUUAUGAUCAAAACUAUAGUUUAUUGCCAAAUUAUAUUGUAAUAUUAUUUACUAUCUUGCUAAUUAUUAUCUGAUAUACUAACAUUUGUAUUGUUGAUCCUUGAAUGAAUAAACUUUAAUUGAUAUUCUUUUUUAAAUAAUAUGCUACCUACUGAAUGAAUAAUUUAUUCAAUAAGUCUUGUCAAGUACGCAUAGUGCAUAAUGAUUUAUAUAAUAGACAACAGUGCAAGAACUUUUGAACGGUCCUCUGUUGAGCCUUAGACUUCUAUAGAUCGAUCUAGGUAAUCCGUUGACACGUUCAAAUUCAAUACUAUUACCUAGAGAGCCUAUAUAACCUAUAUAUAUAUAUAUAUAUAUAUAGCCUAUUCUUAUGUAGGCUCUCUAUUAUUACCUAGUAGUAUUAUAAUGAGUGAUAAAAUAUAUGAUUAGUUGUUAUUAUUAUUUCUUGACUUUUAAGUAACCUUAAAUAUUGUUUUAUUAACUUAAGAGCUGUGUGAACAAAAAAGUUUCAAAACCACUGCAAUAGUAUUUAUCAUAUUGUAUUACUUAUAUAUUUUACAGCAGAGAAAAUUUUGAUACUAUAUAUAAAUUUACAAUUUAGUAGUUUUUAUUAUAUAUUUUAACAAUAUUG
This is a messenger RNA of Aphis gossypii (cotton aphid), 2418 nucleotides long. RefSeq lists its product as uncharacterized. NCBI's taxonomy places the organism in Eukaryota, Metazoa, Arthropoda, Insecta, Hemiptera, Aphididae. The coding region runs from base 183 to 764 and encodes 193 amino acids. The transcript has 2 exons. The record is from RefSeq and is a predicted model, not a curated record.